AUGGAAGUUAUUUCAUCAAAACGAUUCAUUUUAUUGACUUUAACCACUUCAAGCUUCUUAACAUCAAACAUCUAUGCAGAUGAAUUAAUGAUGUGCAAUAUUCACAGCAAAGAAAAUUAUGACAAAUGUUCUGAACCUGAAAGAGGAAACCUUAAAGGGGAAAAGAAAAGAAGUUUCCAUUUUGAAGAAUUAAAAGUUUGGGGUCCAAAACACAUCAUGAAGAUGAGCACACCUGCAGUCAACAAAAACUUGCCCUUGAGACCUGGGAGGCCCAUGAGAGAAGAAAGCACUGGGACAAUGACCACCCUGCCUCUGAGAAGGGAAGAAAUAUAAAGGAAAGCAUCUAAUCUGCCACAAAGGUUUGGGACAACAACAGCCAAAAAUGUGACCAAACUGAGUGAUUUGCUCCAAAGACCCAUGCAUUCACCAUCUGUCAGUGAGUUGCUUUAGGCUAUGUCCUGCCAGCCCCCAGAAAUCCAGAAUCCUGAUCAAAAACACCCAAGGUAG
Messenger RNA from Eptesicus fuscus (big brown bat), 507 nucleotides. RefSeq names its product neuropeptide VF precursor (gene NPVF). Gene Ontology annotation, molecular function: signaling receptor binding. Gene Ontology annotation, biological process: negative regulation of gonadotropin secretion; neuropeptide signaling pathway. Lineage: Eukaryota; Metazoa; Chordata; Mammalia; Chiroptera; Vespertilionidae. The record is from RefSeq and is a predicted model, not a curated record.